Molecule: messenger RNA, 2307 nt
Organism: Amphibalanus amphitrite
Lineage: Eukaryota; Metazoa; Arthropoda; Thecostraca; Balanomorpha; Balanidae
Product: putative Dol-P-Glc:Glc(2)Man(9)GlcNAc(2)-PP-Dol alpha-1,2-glucosyltransferase
Exons: 7
Coding region: 190-1596 (468 amino acids)
Biological process (GO): dolichol-linked oligosaccharide biosynthetic process; protein N-linked glycosylation
Cellular component (GO): endoplasmic reticulum
Molecular function (GO): dolichyl pyrophosphate Glc2Man9GlcNAc2 alpha-1,2-glucosyltransferase activity
Source: RefSeq, a predicted model, not a curated record
UGACAGAUAGUGUGAGUGGUGUUUUUUGGGUGUUUUUGUUUUGUGAGCAAGAUUCUUACAGAUAGGUGUCAGUGUGAGCAGUUCAGUGUUUUUAUAUAGGUACCUUGGCACUUGGCAGUUCUCUAUAUACCGUUUGUGCGGCGCUGUGCGGCCGUGUCUCAGGCGGCGCCCGGAGCGGCUCGGCCGGCCAUGCAGGUGCAGUGGCACACGGCCGGCCUGCUGGCCACGGUGGCCGUGUUCGCCGGCACGGCCACGCUCGUGUUCCACCACGUGUACCGCCUCCAGCCGACGCCCUUCAUCGACGAGGCGUUCCACGUGCCGCAGUGCCAGCGCUACUGCGCCGGAAACUUCACCCAGUGGGAUGACAAGAUCACCACGCUGCCGGGCCUGUACCUGCUGUCGGUUGGUGUGCUCGGCUACACGUCCGGUCUACAGCGGCCCGCGUGCUCGCUCUACCUUCUGCGCCUGGUGAACCUGCUAUUCUCAGUCGGCACGCUGAUCACCCUCUAUAGCAUCCUGAAGGUGCUCAACGCCGAGCAGGAGCGGCGCGAGUGGCGUCACCUAGUGGCGGCGCUCUCGCUGGCCUCGUUCCCGGUGCUGUACACGUUCUCGUUCCUCUACUACACGGACAUGGCGUCCACGCUACUGGUGCUGCUGAUGUACUCGCUGCACCUGCACCGGCAGCCAGGCGCGGCCGCCGCCAUCGGCGCCGUUUCGGUGCUGGUCCGGCAGAGCAAUGUCAUCUGGGUGGCGGUGGUGGGCGCGUUCGCCUGCACGGACGCCAUGGUGGCGGCGCUGACGGCGGCCCGGUCGGCUCCGCGCCGGCGGCCCGUCGACCCGAGCUCCCCCAGAAUCGUCCGGGAGGUGUUGCACUUCUACUGGUCGCAGGCGCGCCACGACCCGCUGGCGCUGGCCGAGGCGCUCACCGAUGUGGUAUACGAGGGCGUGCAGUACGGCGCCGUGUGCGCCGCGUUCGUCGCAUUUGUGGCGUGGAACGGCGCGCUGGUGGUGGGCGACCGGUCGGCGCACGAGGCGGUGCUCAACGCGCCGCAGCUGCUCUACUUCCUGGCCACGUCGUCCGUGUGGCUGGCGCCGCUCAUGGUCGAGUCCGCCCGGCAGAUGUUGGCGACUGUGCGCGCCCGGCCGGCGCUGUGGGCCGCGCUGGCCGCCGGCCUGGCGCUGCUGCUACAGUCGGCCGGCGCGCCGCACCCCUACCUGCUGGCCGACAACCGGCACGUGGCGUUCUACGCGUGGCGCCGCUGGCUGGGCCACCGGACGCUGCGGCUGACGCUGGUGCCCGUGUCGGCGGCCACGCUGGCGCUGCUGGCGGCCGGCGGCGCCCGGCGCCCGCUGCUGCAGCGCGCCGCGCUGGCGGCCGGCACGGCGCUGGUGCUGGUGCCGCAGCGGCUGCUCGAGUUCCGCUACUUCAUCGUGCCGUUCCUGCUGUGGCGGCUGCAGCUGCGGCCGCCCGGCAGCGCCGCCCUGCUCGCCGAGUGCGCCCUGUACGCCGCCGUCAACGCCGCCGUCCUCUACCUGUUCACCGUGAAAACGUUCACCUGGGACGACCAGCCGGGGGUGCAGCGAAUCAUAUGGUGACCAGCGGGGGUGCAGAGAGUCAUAUGGUAACCGGACGGGGUGCAGAGGGUCCUCUGGUGACCGGACGGGGUGCAGAGGGUCAUUGGUGACCGGACGGACGGGGUGCAGAGGGUCAUUGGUGACCGGACGGACGGAGGACAGUGUUCCCAGUGAACUCCAGUGCGCCGUGUCUCAGGUUACUCGGUCCGCCGUUCACUGGUGCAGUCAGUAGGAGCGGCUUCUGAUGUGCCGCAGCGCGGUCGGUCCUUGCCUUUGGUCAUGUGCGCUCUAAUUGUGCGCUCUAAUUCCAAUAAGUGGGACAUUACCACAGGGAUAAUGAACUGGGGCACUGACGUAAGACCAGAGAGACGUCCCCACACGAACGUUUCCAUUGGGGACUUCGUAAGUUAUACGACGCAUUGAGGGUGCAUGUGGUGUCAUUGAUGAAGUUGUUCCUUUCAUCAUGCAUUAGAUGGUCAGCAGAGCAGGGAAAAGAUGAACGAUUUGUUUAUCUUUUUCUUUUUAUUUUGUUGUUUGCGUGUUUAUACUGAUUUUUACAGACGUGGCGUGUGCGUGUUGUUAAGGAAAAAUAAUCAAUAAAAUAUGGGUCAAAUGCCUUCUUUACCUGGGCACAUUUUGAUGAUGGGUGCGUUGCAGCGUCCCUUUGUUGGCUCUCUGAGUGGCUCGAGGGGUGAAGGGUGUGACAAAGGUGAAAUAUAUUGAAACAUAUAA